Molecule: messenger RNA, 1196 nt
Organism: Populus trichocarpa (black cottonwood)
Lineage: Eukaryota; Viridiplantae; Streptophyta; Magnoliopsida; Malpighiales; Salicaceae
Exons: 8
Coding region: 185-811 (208 amino acids)
Biological process (GO): transcription by RNA polymerase III
Cellular component (GO): RNA polymerase III complex
Source: RefSeq, a predicted model, not a curated record
AAAACCUAAAUUUUUUUAGUUUUUGUUGUUAAUAAUUAAUCAAUAACAAUGUGGAUGGGAGCGAGCGGCUGAUCAGCCAAGCCACCCUGCUGCACUUCUCAUGUCAUUUCCUUUUCUAGUGUAGCAACUAGAAAUAGUUUUAACCGCUUUCUUCUCGGAAACAAAGCUAUAGUGAAGUGCAGAGAUGGCUUAUAGAGGGAGAGGGAGAGGACGAUUUGGAGGCGGUGGUGGUUUUAGCUAUGCAAGGCAAGAGCCCUUUGAUUUAUUUCCUAAAAUUUUGCUAUUCCAGGAAAUUGAAUUACCUGAUCCCAAAAAUGUGAAGGAGGAAAGGGCAUUAGUUGUUUGGAAUUCAAGGUUGACAAACUAUUUCAAAUCCUCUCCUUGUUAUCUUGAGGAGAUUGUUUCAAAGGAGAUCCAGAGCAUGGACAUAGAAAGAUUUUCAGACAGGGGGAAGCCAAGGAUCACAUCAGAACGUGAUUCACUCGACCAAUUCUUACAGCUCACGUCAAAAAAUUUUCCUAAAGAACUGAUUGGAGGUUUAAAUAGGAAGCGGCCAAACAAAAAAGUGAAGUGGACAGCAGACUUGAGGAAGUUGGAUGAUUAUGAGAAGCGUGAAUUGAUGUAUGAGGGCCAAGCUGAAAAGGUUCAAAUGGAAAAGAAAGAAGACGAAGACGAGGAAGAUGAAGAUGAAGAACUAGAAGAACCUGAUGAUGAAUAUGAUGAUGGAGAUUAUAAUCAGAACAUUGAUUUUGAUGAUGAUGAAGACGAUUAUAACAUGGAGGAUGACAAUGCUGAUGAGGCUGUAUAUUAGUUGCCUUGCCGAGAACAUUGAUGUGUCUUUCUCUGUUAAGCAGUUUGCAAGUUUAGCAAACUGGAUCGUAUUUGCACUGGUCGUUGUCAAGUGCACUUGGGAAUUUUCAGGCUCCAUAGACAUACAGCAAGUGCUGCUUUUUGGUAAUUCCCUUUUUGUAAUAUUGACUAUUAUGCAAUAUUUUCUUGAUUGAAAGAUGCUGCAGAAAAUUAUGUGAGCUCAAGGAAAUGGAUAUUUGAUUCUUCAUUUUAUUUACAUGAGAAUCAAGAUUGCUUGAGACACGAGACUUCUGAGCAUAUGAAUUUUGGUGUGGUUUCAAGCAUCCAAAGGAGAAAGCUCUGUUCAACCUUGUGACAUAAUAUAUAUUCAGGAUUUGUUUGAGUUA